This is a messenger RNA of Harpegnathos saltator (Jerdon's jumping ant), 2476 nucleotides long. RefSeq names its product ENL/AF9-related super elongation complex transcription factor (gene ear). Gene Ontology annotation, biological process: positive regulation of DNA-templated transcription. Gene Ontology annotation, cellular component: transcription elongation factor complex. The record is from RefSeq and is a predicted model, not a curated record. The transcript has 3 exons. Bases 216 to 2453 code for a protein of 745 amino acids. Lineage: Eukaryota; Metazoa; Arthropoda; Insecta; Hymenoptera; Formicidae. Gene Ontology annotation, molecular function: chromatin binding.
GUCGAACUACGAUGCUCGUCGUCGGUGGUGCGCCUUCCGUGUAACACGCGCGCGGUCCGCUGUGUGCUCCCCGUUUCUCGGCGUUUCCGGAGGAUGAGCAUUGGUCGCAAUGAAUCCCGGCGUUUCUUCGCAAAAUUAGCCAUCUCCUGCGCGCGACUUGUGCGACCCCGUGGUUUCCCGUCGAUUUUUGUUUAGGUCGAGUUUUCUAGAAGAGCAUGGCAAUUCGCAUCACACUUGAGUAUGGACACGCGUCGAUGGUACGUUCCCAUCUCACUCCCGAGGGCUACACGCACGACUGGGAGGUAUUUGUGCGUGGAGUGGACAAUGCAGAUAUUCAUCAGUACAUUGACAAAGUGGUGUUCCUCUUACAUGACUCAUUUAGGAAUCCUAAGAGAGUACUGAAGGAACCACCGUUUGUGGUAAAGGAAUCCGGCUAUGCUGGUUUUCUGAUACCGAUUGAAAUUUAUCUAAAAAAUAAGGAUGAACCCAAAAAAUUCCAGAUAUCAUAUGAUCUUGACCUGCAACAAAGCGGUCCACCUAUCAACAAUGUCUUACGUCAUAUGGAGGUGAUCAGUAAUCCCUCUGAAGAGUUUAGGAAGAAAUUAUUGAAAGGUGGAGGUGUUGUAGUAUCCACUAGAGACAGUUUGGUGGAGAAAAGCGACGUGAAAACAUCCGGAAUGAUCGGCAAACCAAAACUGAGCAGCGACUCGAGAAAACAUCGCAUUACUGAGUCCAAGACUUCCAACUCAUUCCAUGAGCUCUUUGGACCUCCCAUUAAAACAGCCAAGAUAUCGCCUGACAACAAAAAAGUGGUUCAACCAGAUAAGAAUUCAGUUCCUAAACCACUAAGUGUUACCGAGAAGUCUGAUAAAAUGGACAAAUUGAUAAAAAAGGACAAUCCCCACAAAGACAGUCGAAAGGACAAGGUUGAUGAGAAGAAAGAUAAAAAGGUUAGAGACAGCACCAAGGAUAAAGUCAAAAGCAAAGAUAAACCUAAGAAACCUACUAGUCCUGGUAAUAAAAGUCACUCAAGUCCUUCUAGCAAGAGACCGGCGUCUCCAGUCCUCACGAAGAAAUCGUCGAGUCCUCUUCCGACAUCUUUAAAACGACCACCAUCCCCGAAACCAAAAGAAAAGGAUCCGAAGAAGAUAGUAGCGGAUAAAGAAAAGGACAGUAAGGAGAAGGAUAAGGCGAAAAAUAACUCCAAGAACAUCAUCGAUUCCUCCAAAUCCGAAAAGAAGAAAGAUAAGAAGAAAGACAAGGAAGAUCGAGAUAAAGAGAAAAAAGAUAAAUAUAAGGAGACAGAGAAAGCUAACAUCAAAGACCUCUCCAAGAUCAUCGAGAAGAAGCCCGAGAAAACGGACAAGGUGGAAAAACCGGAAAAGGAGAAGCUCCAAGAGUAUAAGUCAUCCCGAGAUGGCAGGAGAUCUCCGAAGCCUGUCAAAGAGAACGACAAGGUGAGGGAUGACAAGGUGAUCAAAGUGGAUAAAUCGGAGAAAAGCGAGAGACCGGAGAAGCUGAAGGACGGCAAGAGUGACAAAGACCGGCAGAAACAUAAACAUAAAAAGAAAGACAAGAAGGACAAGAGGGACAGCAAUAAGGACAGAGAAAAGAAAGAGAAACGCGACAAAAGCAAGGAUGGCAACGAGAAACCAAACAACGUGUCUGCUACACCGCUUGGAAAUCCGUUGUCGACCCUGCUCGCGGAGAUUCCCGAGAGGGACAGUAGCGACUCGACGCCAUCGGUGGACGACGAUGCUAUGUCCGAGAGUAAGCCUUUGCUCGUCCCGAAGAAAGAGACUGAACAUGCGGUGAUGCCCACUAUACACGCAGAAGCGGCAAAGCCCUUAUCCCCCGGCAUGUCGAUGGAAGUGAAGAAAGAGAAGAGCGAUCGUAGCCGGAAGGAUAAAUCCAAGAGGAGCAGGAGUGAAGAGCGAGAGAGCCGAAAAAAGAAGAGGAGGAGCGAAAGCAAAGGCGACGACAAAGUGAAACGCGAGAAAAGCGAGCGUGACCAGUCGACCUCGCCGCCGUUAGAGCCGGUCUCCUCGAGCCAAUCUCCGGUUGUGAUUGACGUCGACCCUGUUCAUCACGCGGAAAAAGAGACGAGGAAGGAGCUGAAGAAGGAGAAGGACGACCGCGAAUCACAGACGAUCAAGGACGAAAAGAACAUGGAGGUCGAUGCCGAACAGGUGGCGCCAGACUCCACCAACACCUCGUUGGUGGACACUGAGCUUAGCGAGCCGCCAGUCUUCUCCGAGGACUACGUGUCGCAGCUGAAGGACUUGCAACAGAAAAUUAUGACGUUACAAGACAACCAGGAGCUGCAAAGGGUCGUACAGGUGAUCGCCGAGACCGGUCAAUAUGAGAUUACAAAGAAGACGUUUGACUUCGACUUGUGCGCGCUAGAUCGUAGAACUGUGCAACGUCUUCAACAGUUUUUUUCAGCAUCGUGACCAUCUGUAGUGUAAAACACGGU